GAGAGAGAGAGAGAGAGAGAGACACACACACAUAAAGAGAGCGAGAGAGAAAGAAACAGAGAGAGAGAGAGAGAGAGAGUGAGAGAGAAACAGAGAGAGACAGAGAGACAGAAAGAAAAAAAGGAUAGAAGAAGAAUCGGCGGGAGUGUGUGCUAUAUAUCUCAUUCUAUAUCGUAAUCAUAUCCCGUUAUCAUAAUCAUAAUCAUCAACACCAUUUUCCUCGUCCUCUUUUGGUCGAAGGAAGGGGGUGCCGCGGCGGUUUAAUAAAGUCGCGCACGCCCGCGCGCGCGCGCUCUCUCGAAAAGGAAAGAAAGAAAGCUAGAAAGAGAGAAAAAAGAAAAAAAAAAGAAAAAAAGAUAGAAGGGCAGUCUCCUGAAAGCAAUCUCGUAUAGAACGACGAUAACGACGAUAACGACGAGGACGACGAGGACGGCGAUUGUGGUGGCGCCGGGCAUCCUCGGCCACCCUCGAGCAUCAGAAAGAGAGAGAGAGAAAGAGAAAAAGAGAGAGAGAGAGAGAGAGAGAGAGACAGAGAGGUGUAAAACUACGUCAGCGGGGGGGGCCAGCAAGGGAGACAGAGGAUAAGGGAGUAGUAGUAGUAGUGCUGUGGUAGUGGUUGGGGCGCGUGACACACGCAUUCUGAAAGAAAAAGAAGAGGAGGAGGAGGAGGUGGUGGUGGUGGUGGAGGUGGAGGAGGAGGUGGUGUUGGAAAAGGUGGUGGUGGUUGUGGAGGAGGAAGAGAAGGAGGAGGAAGAGGAAGAGGAAGAGGAAGAGGAAGAGAAAAAGUGUGAGAGAGGGUAAACUGUCUCGUACUUAUUAUCCACUACUAGUAAUAGUAGUAGCUCCGGUAGUAAUAGCGCGUACACAGGAUUAUCACGAUUAGUUAGAAAAAGAGAAGUGAAAGAAAAUAAAGGAAAGCAAGAAAGACGGAAAGAAAUAAAGAGACGAGUAGAAAUAGAAUUAAAAGGCAAAGUAGAGGUAGAAGGAGUGGAGAAAGGUGAUAGAGAGAAGAGGAAAUAGAAAUAGAAAAAGAAGAAGAAAAAGAAGAAAAAGUGGCGUCGAAGGAGGGAACAGACGACGCGUUGAACGACGCGAUCGUCGAGAUUCCUCCCUCGGGGAAGCGGCAGAAACAAGAAAAGAUUCUGACGAAAGUGCUGUUGCUUGUGCUGAUACUGGUGCUGCUGCUGAUGCUGGCGACGCAGCUCGAAGAAGAGAAAUGAAGUAGGAGGAGGAGGAGGAGGAGGAGGAGGUGAAGAAGAAGAAGAAGAAGAAGAAAGUAGUAUAUGUCUAUGCACGCGGCAGGAUUCAACGAGGAGAAGAGCAAGGACUUUUAAGGGCGUUGAAAGGACGGCUGCUGAUUCUGCUGCCUUAACUGCUACUGCUACUGCUACUGCUACUGCUGCUGAUUCUGCUGAUUCCACUGUCGCUGCUGGUUUUAAUCGAGGAAAAGGAAAGAAGCUACUAAUAAGGAAUAGCGGCGAAGAAGGUGGUCGAAGUAUUUACGUGAUACUUGGAGAGGAUCGGGAAAAAGAAAAGAAAAGAGAUAGUGCCAGAGAUAGAUAGAUGGAUAGAUAGAUAGAUAGAUAGAUAGAUAGAUAGAUAGAUAGAUAGAUAAACAGAUAGAAAGAAAGAAAGAAAGGUAGAAAGAGAAAGAGAGAAGGUGAUAGUCUUGGAUAAUCUUAGUAGAUAGAAAGAGAAGAAGGAGGAUAGUAUCCAGUACCAGGUGGCCAACGAUAGUUCUUUUUUUUUCCCACCCUUACGUGGGAGAGUAAGAAGAGGGUGUCCCCCGAAGGAAAGGAGGGGGAAAGUGGGGGGGGGCUUGUGUGUCGGAGCUCUGGUGUCGAAGAAAAAUACGGUGGCGGUGGCGACGAGAACGACCGAGGAGAAGGGGUGCGAGAUAGGAGGUAGAAGAAGAAAGAGGGUGCGUGGGGCGCGGUAGUGGCAGAGAGCUCGAGGGGUGAAGAGAGAGGUUCAGAAAAGGGGUUGAAAAGAGGGGGUGAGAAGAGAAGAGGGGUGCGUGGCGUCGUUCUUGCGUCGACGGCGGUCGCCUUGCGCCGGCCGACUCACCACUGCUGCCUGGCCCGCUUUCUGCUGGCCGGCUCUUUUAACGAGUGCUCGAAGAGCGUGGGGGUGGCGUUUGUGAAGGCAACGUGUACCAAGAUGGGCUGCGCAAUGUCCGCGGAAGAGCGGGCCGCUCUGGCCCGCAGCAAGCAAAUUGAGAAGAAUCUCAAGGAGGAUGGUCUUCAAGCUGCCAAGGACAUCAAGCUCCUAUUACUCGGAGCUGGUGAAUCUGGCAAGAGUACCAUCGUCAAACAAAUGAAAAUCAUUCACGAAAGCGGUUUUACGCCGGAGGACUUCAAACAGUACAGACCCGUCGUUUAUAGCAACACGAUACAAUCACUCGUUGCUAUUCUCAGAGCGAUGCCAACACUCGGAUUAAAUUUCUCGACCAACGAGAGAGAGACUGACGCAAAAAUGGUCUUCGAUGUUAUCCAACGAAUGGAGGACACCGAGCCAUUUAGCGAAGAACUUUUAAUGGCCAUGAAGAGGCUCUGGACUGAUAGUGGUGUCCAAGGAUGUUUUGGAAGGAGCAACGAGUAUCAACUUAACGAUUCUGCGAAAUACUUCCUGGACGACUUGGAUCGAUUAGGUGCAAGGGAGUAUCAACCAACGGAGCAGGACAUAUUGAGGACUCGAGUUAAAACGACUGGUAUCGUCGAAGUCCAUUUUUCAUUCAAAAACCUUAAUUUCAAAUUGUUCGACGUGGGUGGACAAAGAAGCGAACGUAAGAAAUGGAUACAUUGCUUCGAGGAUGUUACUGCGAUUAUCUUCUGCGUCGCCAUGUCCGAAUACGAUCAGGUCUUGCACGAGGAUGAAACUACGAACCGAAUGCAAGAAAGCUUGAAGUUAUUCGAUUCAAUUUGCAACAACAAGUGGUUCACCGAUACCUCGAUCAUUCUUUUCCUGAACAAGAAGGAUCUGUUCGAAGAAAAGAUUCGCAAGUCUCCCUUGACGAUUUGCUUCCCGGAGUACGCAGGUGCGCAAGAGUACAGUGACGCCGCUGCCUACAUUCAGGCGCAAUUCGAAGCGAAGAACAAGUCUACGACGAAGGAGAUUUACUGCCACAUGACCUGUGCCACCGACACGAAUAACAUUCAAUUUGUGUUCGACGCGGUUACAGAUGUAAUCAUCGCCAAUAAUCUGCGUGGCUGCGGACUCUAUUAGGUUAAUUCCGUAUUCUAUAUUAAGCGUUAACAAAAUGGAGAUGACGACGAUGACGACGAUGACGAGUACGACGUUGACGUUGACGAAAAAGACGAUAACGACGAAGACUGUGACGACAGUGAUAAUAACAAUGAUGAUGAUGAUGAUGAUGAUGAUGAUGAUGACGACGACGAGGACGAUGACGACGACGAUGAUGAUGAUAAUGAUAAUGAUGAUGAUUAUGAUUAUGAUGAAGCUAUCGAACGGGUGACGUUUAUCAGAGUCAAGAAUUUUCAUUUUGAUUCGAUCAUGGUUACGUUUUGAUUUGUGUUUAGAGUGAGACGACGAAUGAAGAUAAAGAGAGACAAGAAAGAAGAUAAAAAUGAAGACCAAGUAUUUUUCUUGCUCGCUCGACUGUACGACUGUCGGGAUUAUCGAAACGAGUCGACCAAUACAAGAUGAUGAUAAGAAUAAAUAUUAUUUUACAGGUUGCAUGGAUUACAUUUAUGAAAAUGUUUCCUGCGUCGUUUCAUAGAUCGAGAAGUUUCGUAUGUAAAAGAGAAGAGUAAAGAGAGAGUUAAAUAAAGAAAGAAAAAAGAAGGAAAGAAAGAAAGAAAGAAAGAAAGAAAGAAUGAAUGAAAGAAAGAUAGAAAGAAUGAUAAAGAAUAAUAAUAUAUGUAUUUCGACGAAACUCGACCGCCAUAUAUAUGCAUUUACGUUCGCGCCAACAAACCCAACCGUGUUACCGUCAAAGCACAAGAAAGAAAGAAAAAGAAAUAUGUAAAUCGAGCCUGCAGUUGGGUUUUAUAAAGAGACUUGAAAAAAGAAAGAAAAAGGCUCGACACAGUUUUUCUAUUUUUUCUUUUUUUUUUUUUUUUUUCUUUUCUUUUUUGUUAAACCUUUUGAUUAAGCAAGUUCACGAAGGAAUAAGUCGACUAUAUAUAUAUAUAUAAAUAAAUAAAUAAAUAUAUAUAUAUAAGUACAAUAGAUAUUGUGUAUUUGACGAUAGAAGGAUGAUAAUAUUCUAGGAUUUGCACGUUUAAAACGGAUUUAGCACAAAUUUAAUAAACGUACUUGAUCGUGCAUUUUAAAAAAUAUUCUCUUCUUUUGUUUCUGUUUUUCUUUUUCUUUUUUUUUUCAUAUUUUAUUUUAUUAUCUUUCUUUCUUUUCUGUUUUAUCGUUUGCUCUAUACGCACGAAUGCCAUUUUGUAUUUUCAUUAUUAUCGAUAAGCGAUUAAGAAGACCACAUACGUAAUAUACAUAAACGUCGACUUUAUCCUACCAUCGAUGAUAUUCAACAAAUAAAUAAAUACGUACAUACGUAUGUAUACGUACUUGUUCGAUCGUGAUUCGGUAUAUUUAAUUAAACGUCUGAAACAUGAUCGAAAGCAACGUCAACGUACUUUCGACGUUUUGCUUUUUAUUUAAUAUGAAAAGGACAGACAUUUUAUCGCACACAUAUUGCAUAGGUACAUAAGUAUUUAUCUACUUACUUUACCUAUCGUAUACAAACGAUGCGCACAUAAAUACACACACAUAUACACGAACAUACACACACGCGUAUAUAUAUAUAUGUGUAUAUAUAUAUAUACAUACAGACAUAAACGCACAGUUUUAAAAAUAAAAAUCGAUCCGGAGAGAUAUUAGGAAAGAAAUCAUGUAUUUAUUCUCGAUUAUAUCUCGUUGAAUAAUCCCUAUUCUUUUAUUUCUUUUUUUUUUCUUUUUUUUUUUUCUUUUUUCUUCUACUGUCAAAAAAUUCUAUCAAGAAAACUCGUCGACGAUAUCGUUAAGUUGAGACGAGAUAAAAGGGUGGGUGGGUGGGUGGAAGCGAGGGAGAGAAGGAAGAAGAAGGAGGGAAAAAAAUGAAGAAAAAAAAAGAAAAAAAAAAGAAAUGGAGAGAAGGAGAGAGAGAGAGAGAGAGGGGGUGGGGGAGGGGUAAAAAAGGGAGGGAACUACGAGAUGAAAAUUUAUAUUACAGGAGCAUAUUCUCCAUAAGGGACCCUUACAAUAGUGAACGCGUAAGGAGAGACAGUUGAGUUAUGAGAAUGGAAGAAGAAAAUAUGUACAUUUUUUCGUCGCGCACAAUCGUAUAAUAUCUAUUCACCUCUAUCUCGAUAUAUAAGUUACAUAUAUCGAUAUAUAAGUUAUAUAUAUUUUAUUACCGAACAAGAAAGGAGUGUAGGGUGGGAAUAGAGGGUGGGAGAGUGGAAGGGUGAGAAGGUGAGGAUUUAGAAAGAAGGUUUACGAACGAAUAGAAAAAGUUCGACCAAAGUAGAAAGGAUUUCGUUAAAUGAAAUGAAAUAUAACAUCGAAGAGAGAGAGAGAGAGAGAGAGAAAGUUUGUUCGUCGUUUAUAUAUAUAAAAAUAAAAAAAAAAAGACAACAAUAACAACAAGAAGAAAAUUCAUUGAAUAAGAAAACUAUCUCGUAAUAGUUUUCGUCUCUCGAAAUUCUUCGUCUCUAAGUACGUUGCACUGUCGCAGGUACGGCAGAAUAAAAGAUAAAGAAAGAGUGAUAAAGAGAGAGAGAGAGAGAGAGAGAGAGAGAGAGAGAGAUAAGAGAUGGAAGAAAUAGAGAUAGAUAGAUAGGAAGAGAAAGAGAGAAGAGAAAGAAAAAAUUUAUUAUGUAUGUAAUCAUCGUAAGAUUGAAUUUGUUCGUGAAAUAGAUAGAUAGAUAAAGAGAGAGAAAGAGAGAGAAGGAAAAAAUGAUGAAGGAAUAUAAGUGACUUGAAAAUUUAUCCUCGAGGAGAUUAAACUUUGCCUUGAUGCAUCAAGAACACGUAUGGCUAUAUACAAUAUCGAGGAAAAUAAUAAUCAUGAUAAUAGUAACGAUAAUGAUGACAAGAGGACGAAGACGAAGAAGAAGAAAAAAAUAAUAUAGUAACGUGAAUAAAAAUAAAGAAAAGAGCGAGUCGCCGAUAAGGAAGGAAGAACAAAAAAAAAAAAAAGAAAAUAUCCAUGAGAAUUAUAAUUGCAAUAUGAAAAGAGAUUUGAACAAAAGAUAUAUAGAUAGAUAGUGAUAGAAAAUGUAGAAAGGCCGGUAAUGACGCUAGAGUCCUAGCGAACGGAGCCCUUCGAAAAUGAUAUGGAAUGGAGAGAAAUAAUUUAAAGAAAGGGAGAGAAAGAGAGAUAGAAAGAGGAUGAAAAGAAGGAGAAAGUCUUUAAGAAGCAAACGUCUUUAAACGUACCAAAUACAGUGACCUCGUGCCAAUGUGCAUGCAAGAGAGAGAGAAAAAGAAAGAAAGAAAGAGAGAGAUAGAGAGAAAGAGAGAGUCUAAAUCUUAAUCGAGAUAUUAUAUAAAAGAGAAAAAGAAAAGAAACAAAUAUAAAUUUCGACGUUGUUACGCCAUUUAAUGAUAAACCUCGAGUCGUUAGUCGAGACUGAUGAAUGAAACCGACGAGGCUAAUUCUCAAAGUAGUUACCGUUUAUUACAAAGGAACAAAAAAAAACUAAAAUAAAGUAAAAUAAAAUAAAAUAAGAAAAUAAAAUAAUAUAAAGAAAAAAAUUAAUAAAUAAAUAGAUAAGUAAGUAAGUAAGUAAGUAAGUAAGUAAUAAUAAUAAUAAAUAAAAAUACGUACGACCGAUGUCGACGACCCGUUCGUCCGUAAAGUUCAUUCAUCCCGAUAAUAUUGCGUUCGUUAAAUCUUUUUUUUUUUUCUUUUUUCUUUUUCGUCUUUCUUUCUUGUUUUUGCAAACACUGCGAAGUAUAAAUUUGCAAUGAAAUAAGGAUGACGUUUGAAUGAUCACUCCUUUCCAUCGUCUAGAUUAACGUACUACUUCCUAGUAGUUAUUACGUGUUUAUACGAUAAAUAGGAGAUAUAUUAGUGACAAAUGGAUGAUAAAUCGAACUAAACGGACGUUCGUUUCUUUACGAUAUCGUAUCUCGAGUUACCAUCGUUAUCGUUUAACGAGAGAAACUCGGCCGUUCGAAAAUAGUAAUCGAUGGAUCGAGAUGAUUCUCGGACUCUAGUCAGACGUGUUACGGAUCUCGUGUUUUUGAUUAACACGACCAAUGGUGAAUGUAGGAAAACGUGAUGAGAGAAACCGAAAAAAAUAAAUAAAUAUAUAUGUAUGGAGAAAAGAUCGAGAGAAUGUUAAAAAAAGAAAAAAGAAGGGAAAGGAAAACAGAGGGAAAAGAGAUUUGAGAGAUUGAAAAAGUGUGUGUGUGUCAGAGAUGCAUGUGUGUGAGAAAAAACGAUAGGACACGAAGGUACACAAAUUAGAUGAUGACAAAAUAUUGAUGGAUAUCGCGCGUGAGCUAAAAAUAUUAGAUGGAUACUGUUUAUUUUAUUUCUUUUUCUUCUUUUUUUAUUCUUUUUGUUUUAUCCUUUUUUUUUUCUCUUUUUUUUCUUUUCUUUUUUUAAAUGCAAGGAUGAUCGAACGCAUUUAAAAGAGAGAGAAAGACGAAAAUAUAUUUGAAAGAAUUCAUAAAAGUUUAUAACGUUAUUAAUUUACAAAUUAACGAAAUAUCCAAUGAAUGUUUCCAUGUAAACGCGAGGAAUGUAUAAUUGUUUCGUGAGAUCUGAUGCGAUCCUAAUCUCGACGAUAUUAUUUUAAUUACUGAUCUAUGAAAAUAAUUCCAGGACGAAAGAAAAUUCGAAAUUUAUUUUUGUCAUAAAUUUAAAUCGUUUAAUCCUGCGAAGUACGUUUAUUUCCAAUGAUAUAAUUAUAGAAAAAUUAUGCUUGCUUGAUUAAUUACGCCAAAGAAAAAAGAAGAGAGAAAAAUAAGGUUAUACAAAUAUACAUUAAAAAUUAUUUAUUUUUAACAAGAUAUUGACUCGAUUUAUAAAUAAGUGACAAUUUAUAAAUAAGGAUUUUAUUACUUAUUCGUAAAUCAGUUCGAUAUUUUGAUGAAAAUAAACAUUUUUGUAUGUGUUUCUAUAAAUUUUAACAAAAACUAAGAAAUUCCAACAAUAAUAAUAAUGAUAAUAAUAAUAAUAAUAAAAUUUAUUUAUUGAAUUGAUAGAUACAUAAAUAACAUUAUAAGCAAUGAGUUUAUUAUACUUAUUUAUAAAUCAAUCUAGUAAAUAUAAUAUUUAAUAAUUAAAAUCAACAGACAUUUUGUUGGAUCAUCGGGUUGAUUAAUAAAUAAAAGUCACUUUAUUCUAACGAGUAUAUUCGCAACAACGUUUAUAUAUUUACGAGUCAACCUAAUAUUAAUUUAAACAAAUUAUCCAAAGGUAUUUCAUUUUAUUUUACAAAUAAGAUAUCAAUCUUUCGAUUACUUUGGAAAGACGAAAAAUGACGUGCAGCAAAUUAGUAUUAUUAUUUCGUGAAUAUAUAACGUUAUAUCGAUAUUUCAACGAUCGUUGUGUCUUGUGGGGAAAAAAAAAAUGAAAAAAAAGAUGAUGAAAGAAGAGAAAAAAUUUCACAUUUAUCCAACUGGAUUGGAUCGAAGAAAACGACCUUCGCAGGGUUAAAUAUGGUGACAGAGAGACGCGAAAAAAAAACUCGUGGGACGUUUUAUAAAUCGUUAGAGUUCACCGGAGGUUAAAAGGACGAAAUAUUUUUGGUGAGUUGGCAUUUACGAUCGAAAGUUAGUAACGAAAGAGUUUAAAGAUAGAGAGACUGAUAGGAAGAGAGAGAGAGAGAGAGAGAGAGAGAGAGAGAAGGAGAGAAUAAAAGUUAUUAACGAAAGAAAAAUUUUAAAAAUCUCUCCUACGUCCUGGAACAAAUUUUCUACAUUAUUAUUAUUUUUCAUUUUAUUUAUUUAUAUAUUUUCUUAUUUUUCCCUCUCUUUUUCUUUUCGUUCAAUCUCUUUCCUAGACACUUAAAAUUCUUAAUAAAACAAAUAGUUAUAAAUAGUUUCCUUUUAUAAUCGUCGACAAAAAUCAUAUCGUGCAUUCUACUUGCAAACGAGAACGAAAAGGAUCAUCUUUCUUUUACUUUCUCACGCAUUUCUCGAACCAUUUCGCACGUGCAUCUUCACAUGACUCGUUCCAUGUUUUAUUAAACGGAAAAAAAAGAAAAAGGAAAAAAAAAAUCGAAAGAAGUGAAGUGGAAAAGAAAAGAAAGGAAAAGAGAAAAAAGAGAACGAAAACGAAAGAAAAAGAGGAGAACGAACGAAAAAGACACUGUUUUGCUAAAAUACGAAGGCGAAUAAAUAAGACGAAGACGGGAGAAGCAAAAGAAAAGAAAAACAAAAAGAGAAAGAAAAAAUAGAACGAGAAAAAAAUAAGAAAACGUUCUCAUGGGCUCAACUGUGUCUUAUCUAUUUCGUCGUAUCUUGGUGUGAGCCUUCUGCUUGACUGUUUAUCAUCGGCAUACAAGUGAUUCGUAAAGAAGGAAGGGGAAGGUGCGCCCGAUAAAAAAAAAAGAAUAAAAAGAAAAGAAAAGAAAAAGGAUAAAGAGCAAAGAAAACGAUGAAAAAAGAGAAAAACGAGAAGAUGAAAAAAUAAAUAAAUAGAAAGAAAAAAUGCAAAUUCGAAGAAUAUCGUUCGAGUUUUCAUCGAAAUAUGGAAUGCGAAAUAUGGAAGGAUUUGGGGUGGUAAGAAGGGUGGUAGAAAAGGAAGGGUGACAUGAGACUCGAGUUCGAUCAAUUAUUUAUUAUUUAUCGAUUAAAUUUUCUUUCUUAAAUUAUUCUAUCAUCGAUAAAUGAGAUUGCAUCUAUAGUUGAGCUAACGUUUCUUUUUUUUUAUUGUGAUAAGAUUGUGUUUAGGUAUUGUCCUAUAUAUAUAUAUAUAUAUAUAUAUAUAUAUAUAUAGAAUAAUUCUCUCGUUUAUUAUCAGAAAAGAUUUUCUCUUUUCCCUUUUUUUCUUUUUCUUUCACAUCGGCGUACGUAGUAUAUGCAUCCCCAACUCGAACGUUAAUAAUUUUUUAACUAUCGAUCGUUCGUUCGAUUUCGUUUUUUCUUUUUCUUACUUUCUCACAUUCUUUAUUUUCUUUUUCUCUUUCUCUUGUUUUCCUUUCUCUUUUCUUUUUUUGUCUUUUUUCUUCCUAAUUUCUAUCCUUUCUCCAAACGAAAAUUUCUCUUUUCUAUAUUCCUUCUCUUACUACCAGUCGUUACCUAGUUUGCUAUAUAGAAUUUUGUUAGUAGUCGAUAAUAUAUAGUAUUAUUAAUUAUCACCAUGGUUGCCAUAUUAUUGUAAAAUUAGUUUAAUUACAGCCUGUAGAAGUUUAUCAUAGAAAGGAGAGAGGGGAUUCAUAAGUAAUAUAUAAAUAUUAUAAAUAUAUACACACCUGUAUAUAUAUAUAUAUAUAUGUAUACAUUACAUACAUACAUACAUACAUACAUACAUAUAUAUAUAUAUAUUAAUUAUAUUACACUUAAGUCAUAUUUAUAUACAUAAUAUGUCUAGUCACAUAGUCGACGCUCAAUGGAAAUGGAAAAAAUAAAAAUAAGAAAGAAAAAAAAAUAUAUAAAAAGAAACAAAAAAAGAAAAAAAAAAGAAACGAGGAAAUGAAGUGAUGAAGUAACGGAAAACAUACACCAAACGUGAAAAGGAUGGGCGUAAAAUGAUGGCGGGUAGCGCGCGUAGUAAGAAACGGUGUAACGCUGUAAAAAAAAAAACAAUAUAAAUACGUACAUACAUUCAUAUAUACAUACAUGCAUACAUACAUACGUACAUACAUUCGUACAUAAGUACACUACAUGUACUUACAUAUACAUAUACAUAUACAUAAAUGCAUACGCAACGUGUAAACUAUUCGCACUAUUCGCUCGUAUUGAAAUUUUUUCAAGAAUUAAACUCUGUCGUGCUUAUCUUGACAAAACGAGAAAAUAAUACGACGAACACACAUAUAAAUAAACUAAGAGACAAGAAACAAGGAAAGAGAGAAAGAGAGAGAGAGAGAGAGAGAGAGAGAGUUAGUUUAUCGUACAUCACAAUGGAACGUACUUACGUUGACUUUUAAACGACGAAUGAAACAAAAAUUUUAUACCAGCCCUUAUUUAUUAACGCGAUCGUUUUUCUAGAAUUACAUUUUUAAAGAGAGUCAUCGCGAUAAUAUCGUAAUAUCGUAAGCAUCAUAAUAACACCGUGAAUCGUCGAACACGUUCGAUAAGAUCGUGAAAGUCAACGUGAUCGUUCCUUUCGAGAUCGAGGAAAAAUAAAAUAAAAAAAAAGAAAAAAAAACAAGGAAAAGGAAGUAACAAUAUUUAACGUACGCACGAACAUACGUAGAAACAAAAAAAAAAUAUAAUAAAUAAUAAGUACGAUGAGAUUAUGAUAGAAAACGAAGAAAGAAUGAAAUGAUGAAUGAAAGAGAAAGAAAAAUGUAUACUUGGCUUCGUAUCGACCAAACCGGCCGUAAUUAUUUACAUAAAUACACAUACACACACACACACACACAUAUAUGUAUACAGUCGGUACGGACAAUCGAGAUUCAAUCUAUCGAAUAAAUGUAUCUAUCGAAUUCUCUUGUGCGAUAAAAAAUACGUAAAACCGGUUUUUGCAAAACCUUUUAAUGAAAUGCGACAGACACGCACUCGCACCCAUACACACACAUAUAUAUAUAUAUUUUCCAUCGAAAGAAGAAAAAGAAAAAGAGAUUCCGUUUUAAUUCGAGAGCAAGAUAUGAUGUAUCGAGAGUCGAUCGAAUUAAUCGAAAAAAAAAGAAAAAGGAACUGUAACGAUAACGGCAACAACAACAAACGAAGAAAAUAAAACGAAAAAAAAGAAGAAAAAAACAAAGCCACCGAGAAAUAAUUAUAAAUUAUUUCUUCUUGUAAGCGCAUAGAAAAAAAAAAAAGAAAAA
Molecule: messenger RNA, 11900 nt
Organism: Vespula vulgaris
Lineage: Eukaryota; Metazoa; Arthropoda; Insecta; Hymenoptera; Vespidae
Gene: Galphao
Product: guanine nucleotide-binding protein G(o) subunit alpha
Exons: 10
Coding region: 2161-3225 (354 amino acids)
Biological process (GO): adenylate cyclase-modulating G protein-coupled receptor signaling pathway
Cellular component (GO): heterotrimeric G-protein complex
Molecular function (GO): GTPase activity; G-protein beta/gamma-subunit complex binding; G protein-coupled receptor binding
Source: RefSeq, a predicted model, not a curated record